GGGAAGUGGCACGUAAAUUAUUUCAGCAGCGACCGGCAAAUCACCGUGGGCAAAUCUUGGGCAAAUCAAAUCCAGUGUGUCGCUGCCGCUCGAGAGAAGACUGGGCCUAAAAUACUUUGGAUAUUUUACCCUUGAUUUUACCGUGGUAUUCGUUGUCGCUGGUUCAAGGUUUUGUCUCUUGUGUGUAAAGCUUAGAUUUCAUGAUGCCACUUAGCUAGUAUUCUUAUAUUAUGAUCUAGUUGGUUGUUUUGCUUCUUAAUUGUGCAUUAUUGCAAGAAUGAGGCUCUUGAAAAAUAUUUUCUUCUUCCGUGGCUUUGAGUAUGUAUCAAAACAGAAAUUAAAGGAAAAACUAAAAUCUAUGGUGAAGCUGACUGCUGGAGGCACAGUAGCUUUCUACGGUAUAGGUCUAUGGAGCAACAACGCCAAGUUUUACGAGUCGAUGGUUAUGCCGGCCGUGCGGUGGCUGGACCCGGAGAUGGCGCAUCGGGCCGCCGUGCUGGCUGCCAAGUACGGACUGGUGCCCAGGGACCGCAGCCCGGACCUGGCCGUGCUGAGGACCAGCCUGUGGGGUCUCGAGUUUGACAACCCCGUCGGUCUGGCGGCCGGGUUCGAUAAGCACGGCGAAGCGUGCGAUGGGAUGCUGGACGUUGGCUUUGGGUUCGUGGAGGUGGGCUCGGUGACCCCGCAGCCGCAGCCGGGCAACCCGCAGCCGCGCGUCUUCCGGCUCGAGGAGGAUGACGCCGUCAUCAACAGGUACGGAUUCAACUCUGAGGGCCAUGCGGCGGUGGUGGAGCGGCUGCGGGCCCGGCGAGAAGCGGGAGGACUGGUUGGUGUAAACCUCGGCAAGAACAAGCUGUCAGCGGAUGCAGCCGCCGACUACGUGGCUGGAGUCAACGCCUUCGCCGGUCUGGCUUCUUACUUUGUGAUCAACGUGUCUAGUCCGAACACACCCGGUCUGCGAGAGCUGCAGAAAGGUGACGACCUCGAGAGACUGCUAGACAGCGUGCUAGAAGCCAGGGAUGCCGCCUGUCCGCCGCCCGGUCGACCGCCCGUGCUGCUGAAGAUCGCUCCCGACCUCAGUGCCGAGCAGAGGCAGCAUGUGGCCCAGUGUGCGCUAGCGAGAAAAGAGCGGCUGGGCGGUCUGAUCGUGAGUAACACCACCAUCAGCCGUGACGCCGGUCUGCGCAGCCCGCACGCCGCUGAGACGGGCGGUCUGAGCGGCCGGCCGCUGCAGAAACUCUCCACCGACACCGUCGCCGAUAUGUAUCGGCUCACGAACGGUCAGAUUCCGAUCGUGGGCGUGGGUGGUGUGUUCAGCGGUGAGGACGCCUACCAGAAGGUACGCGCCGGUGCCAGUCUGGUUCAGCUGUAUACCUCGCUGGCCGUCUGCGGCCCGCCCAUAGUCGGCGAGAUCAAACGACAGCUCGCCGAGCUACUCACGGCCGACGGGUUCAGCAGCGUCUCGGAGGCGGUGGGAGCCGACCACCGGCCUGGUAAAACACGUACCAACAGCGCGGCGAUACACGGUCGGGCGGUGUCCGAGCAGAUCAGGGCAGACCUGAGGACCGCCGCCGGGAGCUGACCGCGAACUUGACCCAUGUGACCUCAGUGGUAAAGACAAUAGGUAGCGGAGAACACGUGAGACAACUCGGCGAGUCGCUGGCCGCUGCUAAUGGAAGCGUAUUUUGUUUGGGAUUUGUCAUUCGCAGCUGUGAUGUAAGUCGAUAUGAAGAAGUGUAGUUUCAAGCCCGUUGUUCAUGAUGCUGUUGGUUCCAUUACACGCACGCAGGGAACUGUUAGCCACAUGCGGUUCUCAGUGCCAAUUCAGGGGUUUGCCGAUUAUCUUGUUUGUCGAUUAUUCCUAGUCCGUCUCCAAGACCAAGGUCCCAUUCUUCUCAGACCGUUUUGGUAUCGUUACAGCGUAUGCAUAUUGCAUAUCGCUUGUGUGCGUGUGUAUGGUUAGAACGUUUAUUAAUAAAAACCAUCAUAGAACGAGAA
This is a messenger RNA of Amphibalanus amphitrite, 1998 nucleotides long. It is a transcript of the gene Dhod, whose product is annotated as dihydroorotate dehydrogenase (quinone)-like. The transcript has 9 exons. Gene Ontology annotation, molecular function: dihydroorotate dehydrogenase activity. Lineage: Eukaryota; Metazoa; Arthropoda; Thecostraca; Balanomorpha; Balanidae. Gene Ontology annotation, biological process: 'de novo' pyrimidine nucleobase biosynthetic process; pyrimidine ribonucleotide biosynthetic process. The record is from RefSeq and is a predicted model, not a curated record. Gene Ontology annotation, cellular component: cytoplasm; mitochondrial inner membrane. Bases 278 to 1582 code for a protein of 434 amino acids.